This is a messenger RNA of Strongylocentrotus purpuratus (purple sea urchin), 3216 nucleotides long. RefSeq names its product fibronectin. The transcript has 11 exons. Bases 1 to 2619 code for a protein of 872 amino acids. Gene Ontology annotation, molecular function: protein binding. Lineage: Eukaryota; Metazoa; Echinodermata; Echinoidea; Camarodonta; Strongylocentrotidae. The record is from RefSeq and is a predicted model, not a curated record.
AUGGCGUGGUCAGGCAGACACAACUUUGGAAAACCAAGAAUAGACCCAAGGGAACCUGGGACUAUUGACGUGGAAGGGGUGACCUCGACAUCCAUCUCAGUCACGUGGACCAAGAUUGCAGGAAUCACCGACUACAUUGUCAACCUCACCCUGGCAAGCAACAACACUAAGCUGUUCUCAAAAGUCAUCAGAAGUUCCCUCAAGGCCAGCUUCUCAGGACUGAUGCCGGGAGAGGAGUACAUCAUCAAGAUUGAGUUGCAGUGCGCCGGAGAAGUUCUCUCUCUUCGACAGUUUACAUUACCUCUGGAGCUGGUGUGCGCCGUCUUUACGUGGGUCACCGAAGACUCUGUCACCCUGCAGUGGUCUCGACCUGAAAGCCAGCUCUUUGGUUACGAGAUCAUGUACGACGAUGGCAGUGGUCCGUACAGUCCUAUCAAUGUGUUCGACAGGAACUCUUUGCAGUUGGAGAGAACGAUCAUGGGUUUGAUGGACGGACCAGGUGUUGAGGUGAACAUUACCACGCUCGCUGGUGCAGGAAUGGCCCAGACCAGAAGCAACCCCGUCAAGAUCAGUCCAAACCCAAGGGAACCUUGGACUAUUGACGUGGAAGGGGUGACCUCGACAUCCAUCUUAGUCACGUGGACCGAGAUUGCAGGAAUCACAGACUACAUUGCCAACCUCAACCUGGCAAGCAACAACACUGAGCUGUUCUCAGGAGUCAUCAGAAGUUCCCUCAAGGCUAGCUUCUCAGGACUGAUGCCGGGAGAGGAGUACAUCAUCAAGAUUGAGUUGCAGUGCGACGGAGAAGUUCUUUCUCUUCGACAGUUUACAUUACCUCUUGAGCCGGUGUGUGCCGUCUUUACUUGGGUCACCGAAGACUCUGUCACCCUGCAGUGGUCUCGACCUGAAAGCAAGCUCUUCGGUUACGAGAUCAUGUACGACGACGGCAGUGGUCCGUACAGUCCUAUCAAUGUGUUCGACAGUAACUCUGUGCAGUUGGAGAGAACGAUCACGGGUUUGAUGGACGGACCAGGUGUUGAGGUAAACAUCACCACGCUCGCUGGUGCAGGAAUGGCCCAAACCAGAAGCAACCCCGUCAAGAUUAGUCCAAACCAAAGGGAACCUGGGACUAUUGACGUGGAAGAGGUGACCUCGACAUCAAUAUCAAUCACAUGGACCGAGAUUGCAGGAAUCACCGACCAUAUUGUCAACCUCACCCUGGCAAGCAACAACACUAAGCUGUUCUCAGAAGUUAUCAGAAGUUCCCUCAAGGCCAGCUUCUUAGGAUUGAUGCCGGGAGAGGAGUACAUCAUCGAGAUUGAGUUGCAGUGCGUCAGAGAAGUUCUCUCUCUUCGACAGUUUACAUUACCUCUGGAGCCGGUGUGCGCCAUCUUUACUUGGGUCACCGAAGACUCUGUCACCCUGCAAUGGUCUCGACCUGAAAGCCAGCUCUUUGGUUACGAGAUCAUGUACGACGACGGCAGUGGUCCGUACAGUCCUAUCAAUGUGUUCGACAGGAACUCUUUGCAGUUGGAGAGAACGAUCAUGGGUUUGAUGGACGGACCAGGUGUUGAGGUGAACAUCACCACGCUCGCUGGUGCAGGAAUGGCCCAGACCAGAAGCAACCCUGUCAAGAUCAGUCCAAACCCAAGGGAACCUGGAACUAUUGACGUGGAAGAGGUGACCUCGACAUCCAUCUCAAUCACGUGGAGCGAGAUUGCAGGAAUCACCGACUUCAUUGUCAACCUCAACCUGGCAAGCAACAACACUAAGCUGUUCUCAGAAGUCAUCAGAAGUUCCCUCAAGGCCAGCUUCUCAGGACUGAUGCCGGGAGAGGAGUACAUCAUCGAGAUUGAGUUGCAGUGCGCCGGAGAAGUUCUCUCUCUUCGACAGUUUACAUUACCUCUAGCGCCAGUGCGCGUCGUCUUUACGUUGGUCACUGUAGACUCUGUCACCCUGCAGUGGUCUCGACCUGAAAGCAAGCUCGUCGGUUACGAGAUCAUGUACGACGACGGCAGUGGUCCGUACAGUCCUAUCAAUGUGUUCGACGGGAUCUCUUUGCAGCUGGAGAGAACGAUCAUGGGUUUGAUGGACGGACCAGGUGUUGAGGUGAACAUCACCACACUUGCUGGUGCAGGAAUGGCCCAGACCAGAAGCAAUCCCGUCAAGAUCAGUCCAAUUCCCACAACAACCUCUUCACCUACUGUUUCUUCUCCACCAAAAUCAACUUCUGCUGGAGGUUCUUCAAUUUCCAUAGUGGUAGGAAGCGCUGUUGGUGCUAUUCUUGUGAUUGUUGUCGUUAUAGUUCUCAUCAUCAUCCUUUACAAGCGAAGAAGCAAUGAAUCAGCAACUUCUAAGUCUGAAGGGAGGGAGUCCAAAUUGUCUCCGCAGUAUGAGAACCCUGUAUUUGAUCAGUCACAGACAGACGCCCAUAUCUACCAAGACUUGAAUACUAUCCAUACCUACCAAGAUUGUAAUAACGAUGAUCAGAGCUACGAUGAUACUGUCGACCCUCAUACCUACCAAGAACCUGAUCAAGAAGCUAACUACGAAGAAUUGAAUGAUGCCAAAGAGAAAAAUUCUGUCAACAGUACUAUGAUAAAACAAUAUGAAACAUGAAUACAUGAGAAGAGGAUAGAUCCAAGUCCAUCAUAAUAAUUUUGUUUAAAAAAAAAGGUUUUUAUAAUUUUGAAAGGGCAAAAUAUUUCCAGUCUUUAUUCAUUACAUAAUAUAUGUCCAUGUAUCAAUUAUUCUGUGAAGAUGAAAGCAUGUUUUACAAAUUAUAAUAAAAUAUUAACAUUUAUCUUAAAAACUGGAGAGAAAAAAUCAAUGCUGAUGGACUUGGGCGCUUCCUCUCGUAUAUCCAAAUAGAAUACAAAUAUCCUCUUCAUUGAAAUUUGUUUUUUCUAUUGCUAUUUUCUGAAUAAUGUGAUUAAUGUUUAAGGACGAAAAGUUAUCAAAAUAUAUCAUGGCUUAUUUUCAUCCUGUGCUCCUUCUUCGUUUUUACAAUGUCUACUCGAGUUAUUCCCAAAUACCUUGAUAUCAACAAUCAGUAGAACGAUUCCCUUUGAAAUACCAUGGUUAGCAGAAGUCUGAUAAAUUCGGGUAAAUAAAGUUGAAGACCUUAGGUCCCACCAAAACGUGAAAGUCAGGGUAUGGGACUAGUUUCUUUAUAUGGAUUCAUUAUACUGAUCUUCCGUCAUUGAAGCACUGUCA